Molecule: messenger RNA, 546 nt
Organism: Seminavis robusta
Lineage: Eukaryota; Bacillariophyta; Bacillariophyceae; Naviculales; Naviculaceae
Source: the annotation of a GenBank genome assembly
AUGACAAAACCCAAGAAAAAGAGCACAGUCGAUGUCGAGUCGCAUCAACAGCAACAACAACAAGCAGUUCGGAAUCCCUAUUCCAGCAGCAUGGAACCUGAAGUCCUUCCCAUCUACCAUCCCAUCAACAUUCUCAAACGCUCCCUCUAUAUUGGUAUCUCCCUCUACGUAUUGGAAAAGCUCGAUGCCCACAAGGCCAUUUUCCAUGCCCCGGAUGUCAGCCAUGAAUGGUUCAAAAUUGGUUUGGGCGGGACCAUUGCCAUUAUGAUGAUCAAGGCAUAUGUCGAAUUGUACUCGGGAAAGUUGCAACAACAAAAAGUCAAUUACGAAAAUUUCAAACAAACCACCCACGCGGUCCUAUUCUUGUUGAUAUCCACAUCGAUUGCCUUUCAUGUGGCACUGUGGCCACACUAUGGGACCACUACCUUUUUGGUCCUUUUCUUGGUCGGAGUGGUCCUCCUUCAAACGGCCCUAUUGAUACCACCGUACUUGCAGAAUCUUAUUUGUAUUGUUGGAAUGACAUUUUUCCUGCAAGAGUACAAAUAG